UUGGAAGGCAAUCCCUUUGAAUAACAAUAACUUUAUCUAAUACUCUAGUAAUUCAACAUAAAUAAUGUUUUGGACGAUUCAACUAUUCUGCACUGAUGAUAUUUCCCAUCCAUACUUUUAGUCUUAGUGUGUUCAACAUGUCAGCUGCCACAUGUCUGCUGUCUGAAGAGCAGUUUCUUUGCUCCAUCUGUCUGGAUGUGUUCAGCUCUCCUGUCACCUUACAGUGUGGACACAACUUCUGCAAAAAGUGCAUCACUGAAAACUGGAGAAUCAACAGAAAAUGAGUGUCCGUGUGUAAAAAGCUUUUCGACCCGGGACAUGAGCUGCAUGUCAACAUUUUCAUGUCUGACAUGGUUGCUCAGUUCAGACAGUCAGCUGUUAAGACAGACUCAGAAGUUGCCAAAGCCGGGGAGGUGUCCUGUGACAUCUGCACUGGGAUCAAACUGAAGGCCCUGAAGUCGUGCGUGGUGUGUCUGGCCUCGUACUGUGAAACUCACCUGGAGCGACAUCAGACAGUGACAGGCCUAAAAAGACACAAGCUCUUUGACCCUCUGGAUAACCUCGAAGACAGACUGUGCACAAGGCAUGGCGAACUCAUGGAGCUGUUCUGCAAGACCGACCAGAUGUGUGUGUGUCAGCUUUGUAAUGAGUUGGACCACGAGUCACAUGACGUUGUUCCUCUGAGAGAAGAAUGGGAAGGAAAGAAGACUGAGCUGGGGAAGACAGAGGCAGAAUUUCAGCAGAUGAUCCAGGAGAGACAGCUGAAGAUAGAGGAGCUCAGACAGUCAACAAAGCUCAGCAAGGAAGGUGCAGACAAAGAGACAGCAGAUGGUGUGCAUGUGUUCUCUGCCCUGAUGCAGCUUGUUGAGACUGGCCUGGCUGACCUCACCGAACACAUUAAAAAGAGACAGAAAACUGCAGCAAAACAUGCUGAGGUCUUCAGCAAAGAGCUGGACAAGGAGAUCUCAGAGCUGAUGAAGAGAAACAGUGAAGUUAAGCAGCUCUCGUACUCUGAUCACCUCCACCUUCUCCAAAACUUCCCAUCCUUGAACACCUUUCCACCCACUAAGAACUGGAAAAAAAUCAGCCUCCAUCAACUAUCGUUUGAGGGAACUGUGGCCAGGGCUGUGGCUCAGCUUAAGGAGACUCUCAGCAAAGAGAUGAUGAAGCUGCUUGAGGUUGAAUUGGAGAGGGUGCAGCAGUAUGCGGUGGAUGUGACUCUCGAUCCUAAGACAGCUCAUCCUAAACUCAUCCUGUCUGAUGAUGGGAAAGAAGUCAGUCACAGCGAUGUAGAGAAGAAUCUCCCAGACAAUCCAGACAGAUUCUCAUAUUGCGUCAUUGUCUUGGGGAAGCAGAGUUUCUCCUCUGGCAGAUUCUACUAUGAGGUUGAGGUUGAAGGGAAAACUAAAUGGGAUUUAGGAGUGGCCAGUGUGUCAGCAAACAGGAAAGGACAGAUCACAUCAAGUCCAGAGGCUGGGUACUGGACCCUGCAGCUGAGGAAUGGUAAUGAGUAUGUAGCUCUUGCCGACCCUGAUAUUGUCCUCUCUCUGAAAUCGCAGCCUCAGAAGGUGGGGGUGUUUGUGGACUAUGAGGAGGGUGUUGUCUCUUUCUAUGAUGUUGGUGCUGCAGAUAUGAUCUACUCCUUCACUGGCUGCUCUUUCACUGACAAACUCUACCCAUUCUUCAGUCCCUGUUUCAAUGAUGGUGGUGACAACUCUGCCCCUCUCAGGAUCUCUGCUGUUCAUAAAACUGAUUGAAUCGAGCCCCCCCCACACACACACACACACAGUAGUGCAACCUGGGGUUUUGCAGACGGCAAUAUACAACACAGCAGGAUCCAGCCAACACCAUCCAUCAUGUUCCAAAUGUGUUCAUUUGAUAUAUUUUUUAAACUGAAUGUUGUGUAAAACUAUUAACUUAUAUAUUAAUGGAUAUUGUUGCAAUAGAUUUUCAUACAAUUGAACAUCAGUGUUUCAGUUGGCUUGGUUAAAUUUACAUUUAUACUGGUGCCAAAAUCUAUAGACAUUUUUAAUUUUCACAGACUCAAUUAAUAUGUGUUGUUAAGGAAUUAGCUGACUUUGAUAUGUGGACAUUUUUUAGCAGUUUCAACCAAUUAAUAAUUUAUUUAACUAUUAUUUAUUUAUCAGUUUAUUAAUUAAUUUAUUUAUUUAUCAAUUGCUUGAUUAUUUUAUGGAUAUUAUAUUAGCAAUGGUUGAUUAGGAUGGGAGCACUGUGAUUUCCAUGUUUUUAUGGAUAAAUGAAUUAAACCUUGGACCUUGGGUAGC
This is a messenger RNA of Lates calcarifer (barramundi perch), 2285 nucleotides long. Its product is annotated as E3 ubiquitin-protein ligase TRIM21-like. NCBI's taxonomy places the organism in Eukaryota, Metazoa, Chordata, Actinopteri, Centropomidae. Gene Ontology annotation, molecular function: zinc ion binding; protein binding. The record is from RefSeq and is a predicted model, not a curated record.